Naegleria fowleri is the source of this 1596-nucleotide messenger RNA. RefSeq lists its product as uncharacterized. The record is from RefSeq and is a predicted model, not a curated record. The coding region runs from base 1 to 1596 and encodes 531 amino acids. The transcript has a single exon. Lineage: Eukaryota; Heterolobosea; Eutetramitea; Acrasida; Naegleriidae.
AUGAAUUUCAAAACAACAACUGCUACCACUGCUACCAACUCUUCAACACCUCUCUGUCUCUCCGAUGUGAUCAUUUCUUCUCAAGAUGCUGGUCUCGGAUUCUUAUGUGCAUGUGUGGGUGGAAUUUUAGGAGUUGUCUUUCUCGUCCCAACGCCUCUCUUGACCAAACUCCUUCAUCGUAAAACAUUGUGGAAAUUUGAAAACUCUUGGAUUCAAGUCUCUUUCUUUGCAUUGGUGUUUUGGCCUCUGGUGGCACUCUUUUGUCAAGGUCUUGUUCCAUUUUCCUCACUCGAAUAUUAUUUCACCAAUUCUUCAGUGAAUAAUGGAACGUCCACUCUUGUCUCGUCGAGUAUUUCAGCAGCAACAAUUUCAUUUACUACUACUACUAGUAGUAGUAGUAGUAGUGGUAUUAAUAAUUCAACAACAUCGGGUGGUACGAAUACUACUUUGACAGGUCCUCCUCAAGUUUCCAUGUUUCAAACAGAGGAUUGGGUGAGUGUGAUCAUUGCACAUUGUUUUUGGGUCUUGUUGAGUUUUUCAACAUGGGCUCUUGCCACCGAAUGGAUUGGAUUUGGAUGGAGCACUAAAAUAGUCUAUGGAGUGGGUGUCUUCUUUGUGGUGAUGGCUCAUUGGAUUGCUGGAACGGAUAUUGAUUAUCUUUGGGAUGAAACUACUUUGCAAAUUCCAAAUAAUCUCUCUGUUGCGUAUCAUUUCUAUGUGAAUAGUUCGAAAGGAAUUGUGUAUUGCAUUGCAGUUCCAAUCAUGUUAAUUGGAUUAAUUUCAUUGGGAAUUGCCUAUGUGUUUGUGGAAAGAAAUACUCGUGAACAGAGAAGUGAAGAAGAAAUGAAUUCUGGAAGUGGAAGAGAACACAUGACAACUGCUGUGAAUUGGACAGAAGUUGCCAAAAAGGAAGCAGAUAGUAAUAAGAAUGUCACAAGAACGGUCAAGAUGAGAGUGGUCAUGAAAUUUUAUAUUGCCAUGUUUGUCACCAUUUUAGCUUCAAUUUUAUACUUUUUAUACGAAGGAGCAUUCUUGGCCAAUGUCACAAAUCAUUCAUUUUCACUCUUGACCAAAUUACAGAAAGUGAAAAAUCCUCGUGAUCCAUCCUCAUCCAUCCCUCCAUUCAAUCAAUUCCAAUCCAAGGUUUUCAUUAAUGGAAUUUCAUUUCCCAUUUCAUAUUGUUUUGUUUUCAUUGCAUGUGUCUUGUUAUUACUAUACAAUCGAACCAUUAAGAAAAUGGCUCUUUGUUCAGGUGGAUGUGUUUGCAUCUCAGGUCAGAACAUUCGAGUGUAUCGAAUUUUAGGAUUAAUUUCUUCCUUCUUUCAAGGAUUGUUUUGGUAUGGAAGUAUUUUACUUUUAAAUUAUUCCGAAUACUUGUAUAAGGGAAGAGGAAGUUUUCCAAUAUUGGUGUAUUCAUUCUUUGCAAUUAUUACGUCCAUCAUUUGUGGAUUGAGUUUUUUAGAGUUGAAAGGAACAUUAUUUCCUGAACGAGUGGUGAUUGGCAUUUCCUAUGUUUGCAUUCUGGCUUCCUUAAUCAUGUUGUCCUAUGCUGCAUUUCCUUCUCAUUUCAUAAAUUUAAUUGGUGCAAAUUGUUAG